Molecule: messenger RNA, 2359 nt
Organism: Dicrocoelium dendriticum
Lineage: Eukaryota; Metazoa; Platyhelminthes; Trematoda; Plagiorchiida; Dicrocoeliidae
Source: the annotation of a GenBank genome assembly
GCUUUUAACUGGACACCUUUAUGUGAUGGAGUUUGAUGUAUUUGAAAAGCUAAGUGAGCUGGAAACGCGAAUCUACGUGCUUGAGAAAGAGUUAAAAGAAAAAGAUGCAGUUAUCCAGGAUCUUAUGACUCGCAAUGCCCAACUAGAACAAGAACGCAGUUCCCGUAACCCAUCUUUGCUCUCUGAAGGUGAUGUGGAGAAGUGCGAUUUGGCUAGAAUCGAGAGUGGCAAAUCUAUUGCUGACGCUCUGAGGGAGACAUCUGAAACUGCUCUACGUCACACUGGUUAUAUGUUUGAUGAGCGCACUGGUCUGUAUUUUGACCAGAACAGUGGUUACUAUUAUGAUCCAGAUAAUCGUCUGUUUUUUCAACCAGAAAGUGGCGUAUACUACAGCUACAACUCAGAGACUGGUGAAUACACGUACCAUUCUUCAGUGGACAGUGCACGUUGGAAGGCUCAGUAUGCAUCUCUGCUUUCUCAGCAGCCUCCUAGUGAAGAGAAGAGUAAAACGUCAGCCAGAGAUCGUAGUGUUCACAAGCGUCCUCAUCGGUCCCGUCGUAGUUCCACUCCUUCGGACUCGGACAACAGCACUGAACAUCGGGUCAGACACGGGCGGAAACAGUUAGAUUCCUUUCAAUCAAAUGAAAAUUCUCCCCAUCUGGAAGCUCGCAGAAGACAUAGAAAGCGCCGUAAAAGUAAUUCAUCCUCCUCAUCUAUUGGCGGAGCAACGCAUAACUCCCCGGAAGUGUCACAAGAUUCGGACAAAUUAGUUCUUGAGGCAAAGCCAAUAGUUUAUCCUCCUGGUGUGCGUUUGGUCGUCCUGGCUUCCGCCUACACUGAGUUGGGCACUGUAUUUGUCCUUAGUAGCGACGAAUCAUCCAAAGGCUGGGGAUGCAUUGGCCGCAAUCCCACCUUCUGUCCUUCGGUUAACUUUCCUGACGAUCCUGCUGUUGGUACCAUACACUGUGAAGUUAUCUACGAGGAGAAUGCAGACCGGUACGUCUUGCUUGACAGAGAGUCAUCUUCUGGUACUUAUAUCAACGGCCAAGCAUUGGAAAAGCGCGUACCGUUCCCUCUUCGCCACGGUGAUGUGCUUCGCAUUGGCUCCUCUCGCCUGUUAGUGCACAUACACCGCGGUCCUGAAACUUGCGGCCAGUGUGAUUCCGAAUUGGUAAAACUUACCAUGCGUUCUAUCGAUUCCAAAGAGGAAGCCGCAGGGGCUGAGCAUGAAAAUUCAGCCUCCAUUGAGGAAAAAGACUUGGACAUCUUAUCGGCCCGAUUGGAUCGUGAUGCCCAACGUCGUAAAACACUCAAUCUACUGAAGGAAAAGUAUGGAAUCAAGAACUUGUCUCUGGAUCCUCUACGUAAAAAAUCUACCAUUUACAUUGAUCGUGCUGCACGGCGUCGUGCUAUAGAGGCCAAUUUAAAAGCCGCUGGUUUUGUCGAAACUCCCCCACGUGUUGUUCCUAUCGAGCAUCAGGUUCGCAACGUCGACAUAAUCCAGCCUGUUGUUGCGGGUGUGUCUGUACCACUUGGAACGGACAACCGGGGUGCAAAACUUUUGGCGAAAAUGGGUUGGAGUCCAGGCCAAGGCCUAGGGAAGGAUAGCUCUGGCAUACUUGAACCUGUCUCUGUCUCUAAGCGUGUAAACGCUCAAGCCGGUUUUGGUUCUCGGGACGACAGACGUUCUUCUGGUGCCAAUUCUUCUUCAGACUCAAUCUCACACCACUCGCCCAGUGCUCGAAUACGCGCAAUCACAAGGGAGCGAUACAAACAACUCGAAUAAUCUAUGUUCCUUAAACAGAGUUUUCUACGUUCGUUGAUUUUCUUCUGGGAAGCGCGAGCUCAGGGAGGUCGCUUUUCCAAUUUUCACCUCCUAUAUGCUAUGGACAAACAUAAUGUAUACAUUCUGUCAUAUCUCCUCCCUUUUUCUUGAACUGGUUCGAGAUGCCAUCAUUUUUCCAUCGAUUUCGCUUGUUUCCUUUGCUGUACAGUGAAAUGCUACUCGACUGAGUCUCAUGGUGAUAUGUUGGAAUAGGUCCUGUUACGGUGAAAUGAAUCAAAUAUUGAGCAUGGUCGCUGAAUAGUGCACCGUUGCUGUUAUUUCCCAUUGAGUAUUACUCUUACCUCCUUACCGUUAUACGUGUCUUUGCUUUCCUUACUUUUUCGUUUGCUAAUCGAAUGCAUAGGACCAUCCGUCAUGUAAACAGCGUUUUCUUUUAACCCAACUAACCACUAAAUUUUUAACAAUUUGUAAAAUAAUCUCUCCCUCACUCUUUCACAUAUAAAUAUAUGUAGAAAUCUUGAGGUUUCCUUUCUGCAUUCGACGAAAGUAGACGUUGGACCCUCUACCCAUUCA